Messenger RNA from Anopheles gambiae (African malaria mosquito), 4976 nucleotides. RefSeq names its product proline-rich protein 36-like. The record is from RefSeq and is a predicted model, not a curated record. The transcript has 4 exons. NCBI's taxonomy places the organism in Eukaryota, Metazoa, Arthropoda, Insecta, Diptera, Culicidae. Bases 232 to 3885 code for a protein of 1217 amino acids.
UGCGCACCGUCACAACCCGUCCACCUUUGGGCCGGAGUGGAUUUACUUUAUCGAAUCAACCCCUCGACGCUCGGUAGAAACCGUUUUGGGGGGUGCAAAAGUGCAGUUCCUUCCUAUGACACCGGACGGGACGACGGUUGGCGACGACGGCUGGCGCUUAUCCUUCCCGGCGGUGGACAUUGUGCGUUCGCACAACCGUGGCACCGUACAGCUGGACCACAAUUAUCCCACAUGAGUGUGAAAACUUUCGAUCGUCUUUUUACGAGAAAACUGGAUUUUAAGUUACAAAUUAUGCGAAAAAAGUUCGUCCAAACGUUGGCCGCACAGCAGCUUGAAAUGUCCACCCACAUACGAGCGCCGGGCGAUAUGGAGCCCGGCAAGGAGCACAGACAGCAGCAAGCAACGCGCACAUCGCGCGACUCGCCCCAGUCGUCCGAGCACAGCCGGUCCGACCCGCAGGUGAUCGAAAUCCUCGACGACGACAACGACGUGGAGCUGAUGAUGGAACGCCACCGGAAGUAUCACCCGCGCAAGUACGUCAAUCUGCAGCAGCCACCGUCGAAGAUAUACUACGACCCGGUCGACAGGCCGAGCUCGCCCGCACCGGACCGGGCCGAUCAGCACAAGCAGGUGAAUGGGGCUGGGGAGCAGGAGGAGGAGGAGGAGGACGAAGAGCGGCAGCUUGUGAUCGAUUGUGUGCGGGAUGCGGUCUCCGCGUCGUCGUCGUCCUCGAAGGAACCAAACAACAACAGUGCGGACAUGGCGAACGGCAAUCACGCCGAGGAGCGGGACAGUAAUGGUGAACCGGCAGGUCCUACCAGCUUGCAGGCUCCUCCUCCUAUUACGAAUGCAGCGGACAAUAGUGAGCAACAGCAGCAGCAUCAGCAGAAAUCGCCAAAAAAGGAUGCCGCUCCGUCGUCAGGGUUCAAUUGGCACGUGCCACAGAAUCAGAACCUAACGCCUGUCGGACCACCGCCAGAACUUCGGCCACUUCUCCAAUGUCCGCCAAAUGUCCCCCGCCCGAGACCGGACACACCGGCACCGAGGAUGAUGAUGAUGCAGCAGCUGCAACAGCAGCACGAUCGUCUGCCACCUCACCUUCGUGGCCAUCGAUCGAAUCCUUACGAGCGUCCCCCGGCUGGCAACGAUCACAGCGCAGCGCUGGAAGCUAGGCGACGCGCUGCCACACCACAUCCCGGGGCAAUGGCCGGUCAUAGAACGCCCAGUGCGCCCCAACCAACCGCCGAAUCAGCAAGAAAAUCCGCCUUUUGUGCGCCUCGCGAAAGCAGACAACCGUAUCGGAGCGCGAUAAUGCCACCGCCACCGCCGCUAAUGCCGUCGCUGCCCGGCGCUGUGGCCAGCAGUGUCGCUGCCGCACCGCGCACUCCCUUCUACCACAAUCCGUUCCUGCAGCCGUUUCUGCACUAUCAGCCGCACGGUGGCGGCGCGCCCGAUCCGCAAACCUACCACACGCUCGAGGAGUGGUACCGGGCCGGCUAUCCGGCACCGCACCUGCUAGCGCCCGCCGAUCUCGACUUCUACUACAACUGCUUCCUGAGCAAGAUGCUGUUCGGGGCCGCGAUCGGCUACCACCGGCAGCAGCAGCAGCAGCAGCACCACGAGCAGCUCUAUCGCAACUAUCCAGCGCUGGCGAUGACACCGGGCAACGCUUUCUAUCCGCCGCCGCAGUACGGCUUUGUCAAGCCCAUUACUGCCACAGCUCCCGGGCCUGUCGCUUCCACUACUGCUGCACCGACUGCUGCUACUCCUGUACCGGCUGCGGCUAAUGCACCAUCUCAGGCAAUUAAUUUUACACAGCUCUAUAACGGCGGCGCACCAUCUUCUGCAGCAGCUGGAUACCACGCUACAAGCUUACCGUCCACGACAACCGCGCAAACCCAUCAAUCGCCGCAAAGAGUACCCCACACUCCCUACUUCAUGAACCACUCGAUACCACCACGGCCCGGUGUGAUGGAACGUGCCGGAACCCCUGCCCCAGUGCAUCCUUCAGCUCCACGGCCGUCUUCUGCUGCGCUAAUGCCACCGCCCCCGGUUAUGGCGUCGGUCUCGCGGAAACGUUCCGCUCCAUCAGCUUCACCGGCAAAGCGUCCACCUUCGGGUAGAGCAGAUCCACCCGCUUAUCUGUCUUCCCCAUCUCAAUCCAUCAGCAUGCCUCCUUCGGCAUAUUCUAUGGCGCCCCCUCCUCCAAGCAAUCAUCCACCAGCUGGCAAUGUGGCGGCACAGCACACUACCAACAGUAUGCCGCCCCCGAGCAAUCAUGCUCCCUUCGACUAUACGCAUUCAACUGCUGCUGCUGCUGCGACUGUCACUACUUACGCUACUCCUACUAUUCUUUCCACAAUGCUGUCAUCACCUGACCGUAUGCCACCGCCAAGCAAUCACCCACCGUACAGUACAGUGUCCGAUCGGUCUCCCCCUGCCAGAUCGGCAACGCCGGCACCGGGCAGAGGUAUGCCGUCUCCGACCAAUCAUCACCGAUCCCCGACCCUGGGCUCGCCUUCAACAAACAUGUCACCGGAGAGUAUGGCUCGUCCAAGCCAUCCUGCAACUUCCAACCAUUUUAUCUCGAAUGGCAAUCCUUUCCCUAAUAUAAUGACAUCUGGCAGUAUGCCGCCUCCAAGCAAUCAUCCACCGUCCAAUAUGGGCUCCCCUACUGCAACGGACACUAGUACUGCUGCUACACUGCUGUCUGCGAGUAGUAUGCCACCUCCCAGCAACCAUCCGCCAUACCAUACCACGACCUCUACUUCCUCUAUGUCGUCACCGGGAAGUAUGCCUCCCCCAAGCAGCUAUCCAUCUGCUGGUUCAUCCAACGCUCCAACUACUUCUAGCAGUAGUAUGCCGCCAUCACCAACAGUCAAUCCCAACUACUCAUCCUCAUCCUUUCCAAUGAUGCCACCUAUUAUCAGUUACUUGCUACCGCCUAUGCCACCUACCACAUCCGUUCCUUCCACUAUGUCGUCUCCAUCUACCAUACCUACUACUUCUUCGUCUUCUGCUACUGCUGCUGCUCACAAUGCACCGGCCAGUAUGCCCUCGCUCGAUACGGUCUAUGCCAGCUCGAGCAUGAUGCCACCACCCAGUACCCCAUCGACCAGCAACCGUGCAGCAGCCUCCGGCCAACCGACAUCUCCCCCGACGACUGCCGCCAAUACAAACGGCUCCAAGAGAGGUUCCCGAGCGGCUCCAAAAUCAUCCCCCUCAACAUCGCGUACACCCGAACCGCCAACUCCACCAGCACCGAAGCGUCGCAACCGGCGCGCUUCCGUCGCGGCAAGCCAAUCGCCCUACCUUACGGCACCCCCUUCCCAGUCACCGAUACCGCCACUGCCACCGACACCGAGGCCACCGCCAAUCGCCACACCGACGGACACCACGCUCGACACCACCAACCUCGGCUCGAUACUGACGAGCGUGCGCCAGGAGAUGGCAUCCUUUCUGCAGCUUCGGCGCACCGACAUCCUGACGACGAUGCGCAUCUAUACGGGCGGCCGGACCGAUUUCGCCCUCUUCCUCGCCGAGAUGAAGCGGCACAACGUGACCUACCGGGACUUUAUGCACGUCGCGUUCGCGCUGAUGCGCCGCUACGGGCAGGACCGGUUCGCGAAGGAACCACCGAGCGAGCUCGACUACCAGUGGGCCAAUCCGCCCCAGGAGUUUGCCACCUACUUUUCCAACAUACACCCCUGCACGCACCAGUUUGUGGGGGAGAAUUUUGAAUUUUUGCUCCUGGUGGUGGACAAUCUGCUGCACCAGUACUUCGAACCGAUGGAGUACUUCCUGCUGACGUACGUGUUCGGGGUUGGACCGCGCACCAGCGGGGCCGGCUGGAGCGGAUCAGAUAGAGCGCUGCGGGAGAGAUAAAAUGAACGAGUAGGAAGGGAUGAACAAUAUUUAAUGGGAGAGAGACAACAUGACAAUGUGAGGAAUGAUACCGGCGUUUGAAGGAGAAGACUUGUAGACUUAAGCCUAAUCCUCUUAAGCCUUUCUUGUUUGAUUUAAUUAUUAUUAUUUAAGGUAUUACUGUAGCGUUUAAGACACGGCAGAGUUUCAUCCUUGAACCUUGAACUGUCCGGUUUUGACUGGCGCCCUGGUGUACGUUUUGCAUAGCAAAGCGAAGUGAAGUACAGCAUCAAUUAGGAGCUCUUCGGGAUAUCGAAUAAAGAGGUCGAGGAAAGUCGAGUUUGUGUGUGCGUGUGUUCACCGUAAGGGAUGUGUAACGUUGAGGGCAAAGUCCUCACCAUUCAAACGAAGCUCUCUCUCUUACUCUCUAUCUCUCUAUCUCUAUUGAAUUAUUAUAUAUUCAUGAUUGGAAGGCGAUUUGACAAAGAAGUAGAGAUAUGUUCAUUUGCUUGAAGAAAGCAACCGAGAAGUUAAGCAAAAGCUUAACCAUAAACAGCAAAGAAGCCUUAAGCUUGCGCGCAGGAAUAAAAAAGAAUUACCAUUAUCCUUCUGAAGGCGAACCAUUUUCCUCGCAUUUUGUAGCAGUGUAAGCAUUUCCUUUUGUUUGUUAAGCUUAAGCCCUUUACUUAGCUUUUAAACAAUAAUUUAUAUUUAUGCUUUUUUGUAGAUAUGCAAUACUUCUCAAUCCAUCUUUUGUGACAUUUGCAUGCUUUUCCUCUUUUCAAACGUUUGCUUAACAUUUUGCAUUUUUUUUCUCUUCUAAUUAUUAUAUCCAUUCUAAACGAGGUAAGACAAUCAUUUGCAAAUGAGAGAAUAGGUAGUCGCUCUUUUGGUAAACUGAUCCCAUGCUGUGUGAUUUUAUGCAGGGAAAGAAAAACACCAUAUUUAAACAACACACUUUUAAAGCAGUACAAAGAUCUUACAACAAUCAAUUGUUUUGGCUUAGCUCCGUUCGACUUAAAUGUACAAAUUAUGUUUUCGGUGUAUAUGAAAAUAGCAGAACAGUAAUACGAAAUUCAAGAUAGAAUAAAGCAGUAUCAAAAAACCUCACA